AUGCUCGGAUCAGAAUUGCGUUUGAAUAGCCCCUUUCACACUGGCACUCCUACCCAGGCCCUAGAUAACCGGGUCACAGUCCUGCCUGGUGUGGAAACCAAGUACGUGGGUCGGACCUGGGUUAACCCGGUCCCGGCAACCCACCUCAAGAUAAGUGACAGAAGUAAUCAUAGUGGUCACUGUGGCUUCCAUGGAAGCAUAAAAAAGUCCACCAGUGACUUUGUGGUGAUAGAAAUUAGUAUGAAUGGGCAAUUGGUAAAUGUGGACAAUUUGAAUGAAGUGCUUUGCCACCAAAUAUCUGAACACACCGAACCAUACCACCAGAAGCCAAACAAAAAGCCAAAGAUAUCAGCGGUUGUAGUAAAAGAUACAGAUUAUUCAUGCAGUAAAGAGGUGUUAGACAACCACAAUACUGACUUAGAUACAUUUCAAACUGCUAUUCUAUGUGAAGAGGCCCAAGAUCUCGACUUCAUUUUAGAUAGUUCAGUAAACGAAGCACUGGCACAGUUUGCCAUGUCAAUCAGGACGUGCCCACAUUCUGAACUAAGGGAAAAGCCAAAUCCCACACAUCUAUCUCUUGGCAUGUAUCCGGACAAAGACCAAAGAGCCAGUGUGCAUCGCGCGGUCAGGCAGAAGUACCCCUUUUUGAUGACCGUCACAAACCAAUGUGAGAUUCUUGUCAAAGAAGACUCCCACUAUAAAGAGCUUUCCCAGUUGGUUUCGGAGGAAGAAUCUGAAGACUUUUUCAGAUUUUUAGAUGUGAAAGCACCAAACUCAACAUUUACUUUUCAGCAUGACGACAACAAGGAGCACAGAAAAGCUGUUCAUCAUUUUCUUAGUAAACACUUUGGCAAGCUGGUGGAAACCAAAAGCUUUGUGGUGGAUAACAGCGGCAGUGGCCAACAGAACGCUGCCAUUACUGUAAGGUUUAGAGAAAAAAAGCAGCGGUCCAAGAAGAGGGAUGCUAUUGAUGCACAGGAUGAGGACAUCCAAUAUACAGCAUUCACACUGCAAAAAGAAAAUCUGGAAACCUUGGAAGCAAUAAGCUACUUGGCCUCAGCUCUGGGUGUUCUUCCAUCAGACUUCAGUUAUGCUGGCAUCAAAGACAAAAGGGCUAUCACAUACCAAACUAUGGUUGUGAAGAAAGUCUCACCAGAGAGGUUAAAGGAAGUGGCCCCUACGUUCCGAAAGAAAGCUAUGAACUUGUACAACAUGCGUCCUACAGAUCAGCCAGUUCGACUAGGACAGCUCAGAGGAAAUCACUUUGAUAUAGUUGUAAGAAACGUUAAGAAGCACAGUGCCGAUUCUUCUGCAGACCUGAAAGAUCUCGUGCAUGAAGCACUUGACAAUGUCAAGACUAAAGGAUUUGUGAACUACUAUGGGCCACAGAGAUUUGGCGUGGGACAGAAAGUUCAGGCUGACCAAAUAGGAUUGGCUCUGCUGAAGGAAGACAUGGUGAUGGCUGUCAAGCUGUUCUUUACACCAGAAGUGGAUGAUUCUGUUGACUGGGCAAAGAGGCAUUUUCUUCAAACUGAGGAUGCUAAAGAAACCCUUGCAUUGAUGCCUGAGUAUAAAGUGCGGGAGAGGAUGAUGCUGCGUGCAUUGAAUCGGUUUGGCGUAGGGCAAGAGGGCUGCACUCGAGGCUGGCUCAGUAUCCCACACAGCAUGCGCGUCUUUUACAUCCACGCGUACUGCAGCAGAAAAUGGAACGAAGCCGCUUCCUACAGACUUCAAACAUAUGGCCAGAAGGUGGUAAAGGGGGACCUAGUUUUCAGUAAGGAUGCCAAUGAAGAAAACUCUACGCUGAGUAGUCAGGUUCACAUUGUCACAGCCAAUGAAGAGGAAGAAAACAUUUACACACUAAAUCAAGUAGUUCUUCCAAUGCCUGGCAACAGCAUAACCUAUCCAGACAACAAAGUUGGAUACUGGUACAAAGAAACCUUGGCCAAAGAUGGGUUACAGGCCUGUAAAUUCCGAGUUCAUCCUCUGAAGCUAAAUAUACCUGGAUGCUAUCGACUGAUGCUGGCUUACCCGAACAACCUUACAUACAAGCUACAGCAUGACAGUGGAGUGCUUAAGAGUGAAGAAACUCCAGAGGAAAUCACAAAUAAGCAGAGUGAGAACCCCACUCCUUCCUCAUCUUGUCUGUCUUUGUCGUUUAAUCUUAACUCUUCUUGUUACGCCACAGUGUGCCUUCGGGAAAUCAUGAAAUGUGACCCCUAAAUGUAGAUGCAUGUCCUCCCCGACUGGUGUAUAGUAGAAUCGUUCUUACAAAGUAUGUUUUACAUAUAUCCAGAAAGCCAGUUUUACAAGUGUGAUGAGACUUGCUAAGAACAUUGUUUAGCACAAGUUAUUGAGAGUUAUUUGGGGAUAUAUAGAGUGCGCCCUUGUGUCACUCUUAUAUUUGUACAUACAUCUCAGAACCACUUAUUCAAAUGUCAUGAAACUGGAAAAGGACAUUAUCUUACACUUAUAUUUAAUGAUUUACAUUCUCUUUGAGAGUGACUGUUUUUGUUUUGUUUACGCAAAGGGACUUUUUUUAUUAACAACAUUUCUGUACAAAAGGAUCAGUGGCCCUUGUACGGAAAUGCAAUUCUUUAGUACAGAUACUUGAAGUGUAAUUUUAGUUGAUACACAAUUCCCUUAAUUAAAGUAGAUAUUUAAAAACAAAUGAAAAAAGCUUUUGUUUCUUAAAAUCUUUUUUUUUUCUACUUUACCAUGUUUAUACAAGUAUGAAAAUGAUUUACUACUUGGUAUUUUUGUAUAAUGUUUGGUUAACAAACCCUCUAGUUUAUUCUUUAAAUAAAUAAUUACAAGUG
Messenger RNA from Polyodon spathula (Mississippi paddlefish), 2819 nucleotides. RefSeq names its product pseudouridylate synthase 7 homolog-like protein. The transcript is spliced from 10 exons. Gene Ontology annotation, biological process: pseudouridine synthesis. Bases 1 to 2223 code for a protein of 740 amino acids. The record is from RefSeq and is a predicted model, not a curated record. NCBI's taxonomy places the organism in Eukaryota, Metazoa, Chordata, Actinopteri, Acipenseriformes, Polyodontidae. Gene Ontology annotation, cellular component: nucleus. Gene Ontology annotation, molecular function: RNA binding; pseudouridine synthase activity.